AUGAUUCAACAUGAAGGGGGAUCAAUCAACUUACCCACUGAAUAUGAGAAUUCCGCAACUAUGGAUUACAACAACUCGGUGGCAGCCGAACUACUCGACUCCUCUAACGAUUCCUUGAAUCAGUUAUUCUCCACUGAUGCAAACUUCCCAAACUUGGAGCUGUAUACUACAUCCUUUUCUCAGUCACUCCCACCGGUCGAUGUGUUACAAGCAUGUGUAAACCUCUUCCAAAAAUCUUAUUCCAUUCGAAUCCCAUUUAUUCAUCAACAAACCAUCGUGUCACCUUUCCUAAAUCUCGAAAUAAAAUACGCAAUGGCUGCAAUCGGGGCGCGCGGAAACCCCGAAUAUGCACCAUUUUCCAAGAUAUUUUUCCGCGAAGCUUGUUCAUAUUUGCAUGGAACCACAUCUAAAAAUCAAUUAUCACGGCUACAAUGCCAGGUCUUGUUGAUUGAUUUCGCUGUUUGGACGAGUGAUGAUACACUGCAUGAGUGGGCCACCCAAGAAGUUCACAAAACAGCUAUGGUUGUGAAGUCAUUGAUGGGAGUUGAUCUUUAUGACGGGUGCAAAAGUGAAUGGACUAACUGGAUUGAUGAUGAGGAGCACACACGCACAAUCUUUGCGUUCUAUUGCCUAUCCAUCUCUAUCUCUAUCAUUUACGACUAUGGAAAUAUACUUUCCUUUCAUAGCAUCGACUUGAAUCUACCUGAACAAGAGGCUACAUGGAGAGCAUGUACCGAAGUCGAGUGGUACCAAGAAAAGCAAAAGCAAACAGGAGGAGACAUUCACCGGGCAAAAUUUCAAUCCUCUAUUCACGCACUUCUCACAUGUGAUGUGUCUUGUGAAGAGAGGUACGAAUCAGCAUCUGUCUUUGGCCGACGUGUGUUGUUGUGUGCCAUUGCGGAGGCGUUCGAUAUGGCAAAGAGACUCCCGAUGAAUUUCCUCUCGGAAGAAGGAUAUCACAGGGCCUCAAUGUCAGAUUUUCGACUGCGAACUAAUUUUCUCGAAGCUCUCAAAAUCUGGAAAAACCUCUGGUGGGCCAAGCCUGAAUGCCUUUGGGACCCGACUUCCUCUGCUCUCGCACAACUCGAGAACAUGACAUUCCUCAACUGCUUACUCAUUGCACUUUCACCAAGCAGAACAGAUGAGCUAUCAAACAGCAGGGAAGGCAUUACUGCCGCGAUAGAGAUAUUUUGCAGUAUAUCAAAAUGUGGCUAUCUCGAUGAAACAAGGUUAUCAGACAUGCCCCGCGAGUCUUAA
Penicillium vulpinum is the source of this 1257-nucleotide messenger RNA. Its product is annotated as Zinc finger C2H2-type protein. NCBI's taxonomy places the organism in Eukaryota, Fungi, Ascomycota, Eurotiomycetes, Eurotiales, Aspergillaceae. Gene Ontology annotation, cellular component: chromatin. The record is from RefSeq and is a predicted model, not a curated record. Bases 1 to 1257 code for a protein of 418 amino acids. Gene Ontology annotation, biological process: regulation of transcription by RNA polymerase II; DNA-templated transcription. Gene Ontology annotation, molecular function: RNA polymerase II cis-regulatory region sequence-specific DNA binding; zinc ion binding; DNA-binding transcription factor activity, RNA polymerase II-specific. The transcript is spliced from 6 exons.